GAAACUGUUGGAAUUUCACGUUGGAACCUUGGUUGAAAUUAAAAAAUUUGUAUAUGUUUCACUUUUCGGAAGAGAACAUUAUGUCAUUGUACUUAUUCUGUUAAGAUUUGAAUGUGUGUUUAUUUAUAAAGUGAAUAUACAUAUAUAUAAUAUAUAUUUAAGAAAUAAAUCAUUCUGUCAUAUUGAAUAUUGUUGGAAAAAAAUGGAGAACAGAUACGAUAAUGCUAUGCGUUUAGUUUUUAGAUAUUUAAGUGAUAGGGAUUUGAAAAAAUUAUCUUCGAUUAACAGAUCUUGGUCGAAACUUAUUAAAGAAGAAAAUCUAUUGAAAGGUCCCCAGUUAAUUACAGGACAAGUAAUAAAAACUCGUAACAAUAGAAUUACUCUAAAGGAUAACGUUUUUAAUUUUACCCACACAAAACCUUUUUUAAUUUUAUCUUUUACUAAUAAGAAUUCAAAAUCAAGAGUAAUAAAAAGACUUCACACGAAGCUAAGACCAACUUAUUGUUAUACAGUAAUGUUGAAAAGAGAUUUUAUUGAAGAUGAAAAUACAAUUUGGACAAUUAUAAUUCCUCAUUCAUCUGCAAUCAAAUUAAACGCCUUUAGCUUUGGGGAAAGAUUUUAUCUGCCAGGAUUUUUUUGUAUAGAAACAUGUCAUUUCAUGGAAAUAGAUUUCGAAUAUUUUCCGGAAAUGAGAUCUUAUUUCGACAGAUUUAUUGACAAUUGUAUGACUUAUCCUCCCGAUUCUAGUUAUACGACUUGUAUGAUUAUAUUAUGCGUAUAUUAUAAUAUAUCUCAUUUAUUACAUAUAAUAAAACAUUUAAACACUUGGUAUACAAUUGGUCCUAUUUGGGGUGCUACGAUAGAUUCAGCAGAAGCAUGUAAUCGUAUAUGGAACGCACCACCAAAUUGUUCCAAAACAAAUAUCAUACAAAUUUUUAUAACUAGCCAUAAUAUGAGUACUCAGUAUUUAACGUUAAAUGAAAAUUGUAAUACCGAAGAAAAAAUUUUUAGGAUGCUCCAAGAUUUAAGGAAUAGAAUAUUAUUAAGGAGACAUUCCAUUGGUUUUUUAUGCACUCCUACUGCACGUUAUAAAGAUUUCUACGAGAUUGAAUCAAGAGUGUUCAAAAAAGUUUUUCCUAAGAUACCAUUGGCACAUAUUUUCAGUAACAGACCAUUUGGAGCUAAAGAUCUCAAAGAAUUUUAUAGCUAUUUGAUAGGAAUCAAGCCGCACGUAAAUAAUAAAGCUUCAACUUUAUUAAUACUAUCGUAUAACUAAAUUCGCAUAAAUUGUGUAAGUUUUUUGUGAUAAUUUAUAACAAAAAUUAUAUUAUUAAUACAUGUAACGGUUAAAAUAAUGAGUUAUAUCUAUAUGAAUGUUUGUGUGAGCAACUAUGUAAUAAUAUAUUAUUUGUGACAAGAAAAUGAAUA
Molecule: messenger RNA, 1428 nt
Organism: Polistes canadensis
Lineage: Eukaryota; Metazoa; Arthropoda; Insecta; Hymenoptera; Vespidae
Exons: 5
Coding region: 203-1276 (357 amino acids)
Molecular function (GO): protein binding
Source: RefSeq, a predicted model, not a curated record